AAAAGACGUCAUGGACCGGAGCUUGUUGUAAAAAAGGUGAACAGUUGAAGUACACGACCCCUUUGCACAAUGUAAAUAGUGCAUUCCCAAACACCAUCCACCAGCCAUGAAUUCAGGACAAUCAAUCAGAACACUGCUGCGACAUGCCACAGCAGCACGUCCAGUUCUUCAGCUGCGGGCUUCUUCUACCCUGACCAACAAUCGUCACAUUUAUGCAUUCAAAGACCCCCAGAACCCAUCUUCCUCUCACAUCCUUUCCUUCCUACCGACAGAACCUCCCACGCCGUCUCUGGCCAUCGGGUCGACAACAAAACUCCCACCGACUCCGGCGUCCUUUACAGAAAACCCGAAAUUCCUCCCCAUCCUCCAAGCUGUCAUGGCCGAAUACGCGCACGCAGACCCCUUUGUACAAUCCCAAGCCGCCGUCAUGAUCUCGUCGUCCGGUGCCAGUUUCCUCCAGGCCUCGCGCAGGCAACAGACGGGCUCGUUCGGCGCAAGCGACCAAGGCGGCUACGGCGGCGCCGGUCGAGGCGGUUGGGUGCACGUCUACGACCAACGACGCGUGCCCGAUUUCGGCCGCAUCCCGGACCCCGAGGACAUCUUCGGCAGUAUCGAGGUCGACGGGAACGGCGAAUUCGUCGACGGCCACGGCAGGUACGAGGCCAGCGGGACGUACCGCGUCGUGACCAACGACGGCAUAUUGGGUCUGUCCGACUUUAUGAGGGAGAGGUUGGUGCAAAGACUAAAACUCCACGAGGCGGCAGAGAGGAAUAAAAAGUGAACGAGAAGCUGAACAACCUUUCUUCCUGGGAAAGAAAAACAUCGGGGCAAGGCGACAGUAAGGCGCGUCUCGCAAUUGAGCCGUGCCACUCCUGCCUACUUACCUAUAUCUUGACCGGCAUCCCUCCUCAUCAGCCGAAGCUCCAUGGAGAAUCGGUCUCUGCCUUGUCUCUCCUGCCGCGUCUGAACGGCACGAAUGUUGGGUCUUGUGGCUUCUCCUUGGAUUCGGAGCUUCACACCUUGGGAAAGUGAAAAAGCCAAACCAUGAUCGCACAGUGUACAUGCUCCUGACCGACGGUCCAUGUGUCUUCCAGGAGAUGUAUUCAAGCACGGACUUCUCCAUUGCACAGCAUUGCAGCGUGGGUACGUUGAGGGAGUAUCUGUCAAGCCGGACAAUCUCCUGCUUGCAAGUCAUGGGACAGACUGAGUUCAACGGCUGUCCUGCUCAGAUGACAGAAGACUAUACCGGGACUCAACAGAGUAGGCCUCCUCCAUGGGACCGAAAAUGUCCCUUGCGAUCACGAUCGAUUGUAGAGAGAAGAAAAGCUGGCUUCAGAGAACCAAGUGUAGUUAUUUAUAAAAGAACCAACUAUCAAAACUUUCGAUGUGC
Exophiala oligosperma is the source of this 1390-nucleotide messenger RNA. RefSeq lists its product as uncharacterized. The coding region runs from base 107 to 781 and encodes 224 amino acids. NCBI's taxonomy places the organism in Eukaryota, Fungi, Ascomycota, Eurotiomycetes, Chaetothyriales, Herpotrichiellaceae. The record is from RefSeq and is a predicted model, not a curated record. The transcript is spliced from 2 exons.